This is a messenger RNA of Anthostomella pinea, 696 nucleotides long. NCBI's taxonomy places the organism in Eukaryota, Fungi, Ascomycota, Sordariomycetes, Xylariales, Xylariaceae. The record is from the annotation of a GenBank genome assembly.
AUGGCGCUCUCUAAACGAAUCCGUGACCGCGGAGGAGACCAUACUAAACUCAUCGAAAUUCCAUCAUGGAAAGUCAGGACCUACGCAGAACAUACCCGCAGCUACGAAAUCCGAGUUGCGGUUCAGGGACACCCACUAAACAACAAAUAUUACGCACUAUGUCCAGAUAUCGGCCAUCUCUUCCAUGCAUCCUAUCCUACUUGGUCCAUUCCAGUGCCCAAGGACGACGCCGAUCGACUUGCGCAUUGGGCCUCUUUUUCAAUCCCCAAGGAUGUGUUCCUCGUCUGGGCAGAGAAACACUCGAUGCCCGACAAGACGAGCUGGAAAGACAUCCGGGUGGAGACAUCAACGCAUUUGAUACUGGAUGCAAACGACCUGGAACGAUACAAGAUUGUGACGGCCGAGAAACUCAAAGAGCUUGUCUCCUUAUUCUUUGCAAAGCGCGUCGAACGGCAUACACGUAAGAAAAGUCGACGGCAUCAAUACAAGGCCCGGCAAUUGCUCUUGACGGUUAUGAUGGAACGAAAAUCGCAUGCAGCUCUCGGCACUCGGUACCCCGCGAAGCUCCGUAUCGAUAAUUGCUUGAUCUUUCAAGAUGACCCUUUUGGCCGGCCACUGGCAGCGAAUCGCUUUCGGGGUAUUCGGUUUGGACCGGGCAGGGGUGUCAAGCCGCUUGGUACAUCGGGCCGUGCGUGA